This is a messenger RNA of Oryzias latipes (Japanese medaka), 3836 nucleotides long. Lineage: Eukaryota; Metazoa; Chordata; Actinopteri; Beloniformes; Adrianichthyidae. The record is from RefSeq and is a predicted model, not a curated record.
GGAUGGUUGAACCCCGUCAGGCAGCACUUGAGCCUUGGCUCUGGAGCGCGUCGGGGCGCGCAGGCGGCGGCGCGCUGAGCGGCAGCAGUGGGAUGGACGGGCGGCUGCGCGCCGCGGGCUGCGCGGUGCUGCGGGGAGAACUGGAAGGCGUGCGGAGCAUUAAAACGUCAGUUUCCAUUUAAUUAUUGCCUUCACGGAGGCUGGAGAGGUGCGGCUUUGCCUCCUGUCAGUAAUCCGCUUGCAGGGAGGAGCAGAGCAGAGGCUCCAGUCUUGACAGGGGGGAGAGUUUGAAGCCGGACAGGGACGCAAAGAGUUCACCGUCCUUUGGUUCUGCUGCUGGAGGUUGGCAUGGACUGAGGUGUUGAAGCCGUUGGGUUUACUCUUCAUCAUGAGCGGACCGACGAAUGUUCAGUACCAGGCGGCUGGAGUCUAUGGGGAAAACAACAACAGCAGCUCCCCGCUGUCCAGCUGUGGGAACUCGCCCAUCAUGUGUGACCGCUGUGGGGAGGUUUGCCGUGGGGAAGUGGUGCGGGUCAAGAGCACACACUUCCACGUUCACUGCUUCACCUGUCAAGUGUGUGGCUGUAACUUGGUGCACUCGGGUUUCUUCCACCACUCUGGUGAGUACAUCUGCACAGACGACUACCAAAGGCUAUACGGGACUCAGUGUGACAGCUGCAGCCAGUACAUCACUGGAGAAGUUGUGUCUGCCCUGGGACGGACAUACCACUCACACUGUUUUGUCUGCAGCAUUUGCAGGAGUCCAUUCCCAAUUGGAGACAGAGUGACCUUCUGUGGCAAAAAGUGUGUGUGUCAGCAGUGCUCCCAUUCUCUGAACAGUGACAAGCCCGUCAUGGUCCAUGGACCGAGCUCUCCAUCUGACAGAGGAAGUGUGGCUGCCAGCACAGGAAGAGAAAGGAAGGAGGAGAAAAAUGAGCAGAGAUUGGCAGACCAGAAAGGCAAGGGCAGAGAGGGAGACUGUGCAGGCUGUGGGGAAGAGAUCAGACAGGGUCAGUCCCUGCUGGCUCUGGAGAGACAGUGGCACGUCAGUUGUUUUAAAUGCUGGACAUGUGGCUGUGUGCUCACUGGAGAGUACAUCAGCAAAGAUGGGAAACCUUAUUGUGAGACUGACUACCACACUCAGUUUGGGAUCAGGUGUGGAAGCUGUAACAGGUAUAUCAGCGGCAGAGUGCUUGAGGCUGGAGGAAAGCAUUACCACCCCAGCUGUGCCAGGUGUGCACGCUGUCACAUGAUGUUCCUGGAAGGAGAAGAAAUGUACCUUAGAGGUUCAGAGGUUUGGCACCCUAUGUGUAAAGAAGCAGCUCGGCUAGAGAGAAAACUGAGGCUGAGACGAACCUCUGAGACUGCUUCCCUCUCCCCCUCAGGCUCAUCUCCUGUCCUCGGCUCGCCUCACCGCCUCAUCUGUUCUAAAGCUAACAGUGACGUCUUGGACUUCAAGCAUCUGGCAGCUUUGCCCAAAGUCAAAGCCCUGUAUGACAUCCAGAGGCCGGACAUCAUCCCAUAUCAGACCAACCACACACAGCUAUCAGUUGACACCUUGGAGAGAUACAACUGUGGUCAGUCCUUAGGAUCCUUAUCACCAUACUCUAAUGAUCUGUUGGAUGGAGUGGAGCUGAGAACGAGGCGUUCCUCCAGCUCUGCUUUCACAGACUCACCUGCACACAGUCGCCAUGGAGGGUCCCCACUGCAUUAUUACAUCCCAGGCAGCGAGAGUGGCAGGAGCUCACCUUAUUGCAGUCAGCCAGAGCCCAGGUGUACCACACCCACCACCUCCACCUUCCAAACCCUCAGGCAUUUCCAUGUUCCAGCUUCAGAAGAAACCAACAUCUACAGGAAACCCCCGAUCUAUAGAAGACAAGAUGUUUCCAUCUCUCCAAAAGCAAAUAAGCUGAAGCCCAAUGAGAAUCACGUCAAAUCCAACCACUUUUCCACCUCCAACUACAACAGCCUUUACCACACAGCCUCCAACUAUUAUCCAUAUAUAGGCUCUCCCAAAGUCUCCAGGAUGAGAAGGUUUUCAUCUGGAGGAGAGGAAGAUGGAUGGAAUCAAAAUAUAAACAAGGGAAUUGGAAGGAUGAUCCUGAAGGAGGAGAUGAAAGCGCGAUCAGCCUGUCACGAGAAUGGCCACUGGGGGAGUACACGCAGCUCCCGGUGUAACAGCAAGGAGGCGCUAAACAAUUUGGAAUAUAACUCUCUAAAUGGUUCUCCCAGAUCCAUCUACAGUGCAGACGGCAAUUCAUAUACCUCCAAAUCUUCUUCUCUCCCCGGUUAUGGCAGAGAUGGACUAAACAGGCCUGGAAGUGCGGGUGCAGAUUAUUACCAGUAUGACAGCAGUAAUGCAGUUAAUUGGCAGAUCAGAGAAUACAAAAUCUACCCAUAUGAAGCUCUUGUUGUAUCAGUGAGAGGACAGCAGCCCCUCCCUACUGAUGUGGACCGAGCCAGAUUAGAGCGUCACCUUUCACCAGAUGAGUUUUACAGAGUCUUUGGCAUGUCCAUGUCUGCCUUUGACCGUCUCGCGCAGUGGAAAAAGAAUGAACUGAAGAAACAAGUCCGACUCUUUUGAAGAAAGCUUCUACUCAAAAAUGACUUACCCUCAGAGGUAUAAAGCCCUGGAAGUGUCAGCAGAAAAACCAUCAGCUUCCUGUUCUUGAUAUGCACUAGGAUUUCUUAAGCAAUACCCGUGAGGUCAGCCAACUGGGCCAAACAAGGAACAACUGGGUGAGAGGAGACGAACUGAGCAGGAGAGCUGAAAACAGGACUUAGAUUUCAAGUGAUAUGCCAAAAAAAUGGAUACAUAGCAAAGCUAACUGGGUUUUUUUUACCAGCAGAUGGCAGUGUGUUCCUAUAGUCUGCAAGUACAUAGACAUGUGACCUGAAGAUUUGCUCAUAUUUAUGAUAAAAAUGGGACGAACCUGAAGAAAAUCAACUGCCUAGAGGACAAAAGAAAAUAUUUAGGUUUAUCAAGAGAAACUCAGAAAACAGCACCUAAGAUGCAGCAUUUCAAUUCAUUACAUCAGGCUUAUAAAGUUCAGGUAUGCUAAAAAGCAACGGUUUUUCUCCAUGUUUUAGUUUUAAAAACCAUUAUGAAGUAUUUUUUAGCUGAUUUGAAGCCAUAUCUCUGUAAUAACCUGUUUUUUGAUAGCUUAAACAUUUUUGUUAACUCACGUGUCUGAAAACUGAUUCUGAACUCACUGCAAAUGUAAAUGAAGUUUAGAUGUUGAAGAUUUUGUAACAUUUACUCAAGAAAAUUUAACGUAAAACUCCCCACGGCACAUUUUUCACUUACACAGCGCGGAAAAUAUCCUUAUCCAAAUAGUCCCAAACAGUGAGAGCAUGGAGAAUGAAUGGAAACAAGGAAAAUGUUUACAAAAUGUUAACAGAUUAGUAUUAGGGAUUUAGGUCAUUCAGAGGUUAUUUGAGUAAUUGAGUAAAAGAUUCUAAUAUGAAUCAAAGAGACACGGAAGAAAAAAAAGGAUUUUUUGAUGAAACAUGCAAAGUAAAAAAAUAAACUAUUCCAAUUUUUGGCAGGUACCUGUAAAAAAAAAGUGAGCGGAAGCAUGACGACUGACAUAAAAGGUGAAAACAAAAGUCUUUUCUCACUGACCAUGAUGCAAGUGCACAUUUUACCUAUUUGUCUAUAUUAGUUAUUUUAAACGCAGACAUGUUUGUGUGUCACCAAAUCCACAUUUAAUACAUUAGCUAUGAAUUGAACCACAAUGUAACUUAUUUCCUAUUGAUUUUAUUUGCUAUUUGUCAUUUGCACCACUAUGUGUCUGUCAAUGCAAAUUCAAAAUAAAUGAAUGAAUGGUUUAUAA